Messenger RNA from Spirodela intermedia, 606 nucleotides. Lineage: Eukaryota; Viridiplantae; Streptophyta; Magnoliopsida; Alismatales; Araceae. The record is from the annotation of a GenBank genome assembly.
AUGGAGACAGAGGGCAGUCGUCAGGAGGAACCCGCCAAGAGGCAGCUGCCGGGGCGGGCGGCGGUGGGAAGCUCUCUUCCCAGGCUCACCGAGAUUCCCGACGACGAAGAAGGAUUGAAAGACGAGGUGGAGGACGACGACGACGAUGACGAGGACUUCGGGAUGGAAGAAACCCGCCCCGCCGGCAGAGGAAGGAAGGGCGCCGGAGCAGGGAAAAAGCCAACAGCUCAGACCACUAAGGCCCCCACCGCCGCCGCGACAGCGGCGAGGAGAGGCCGACCGCCGGGCGGCAACAAGCUCAUCACCGACGUCCUGAAGCCGGCGGAAAAUGCCAAGGCGUCCCCCGAGAAGAAGGUGAGGAAGAUUCGGCCGUCCCCAUUCAACAAAAAGAGCGGCUCGAUCCUGGAGAGGACAUCUGGCACCAACUCUGCAAGUGAGGAUAGCGGAGCCUCACCGAGCAGCAGCCCAGAGGAGGCGCCGCCGGCCAGGGCCCGGCCGCAGAGGGCGAACCGGGCGCCGACGAAGAAGUACGUGGUCAUCUCCGAGUCCGAGAGCGAGGAGGAUCACGCCGACGACGACUCAGACUUCCACGAAAACGACGACUGA